Messenger RNA from Gadus macrocephalus (Pacific cod), 4527 nucleotides. RefSeq names its product UDP-N-acetyl-alpha-D-galactosamine:polypeptide N-acetylgalactosaminyltransferase 13 (gene galnt13). The record is from RefSeq and is a predicted model, not a curated record. The transcript has 12 exons. Lineage: Eukaryota; Metazoa; Chordata; Actinopteri; Gadiformes; Gadidae. The coding region runs from base 618 to 2318 and encodes 566 amino acids. Gene Ontology annotation, cellular component: Golgi apparatus.
GGGGGGGGGGUGGCUGUGCAGAUGAAUGAAAUGCAUUAGAUGGACACAGAUCUUGGGGAGUCCACAAAAACCCAGAGAAACGGGCAAAACAAGAGAGUAGCCACGCGAAUACACCUUGUUUACUUGUCCAUCCCCGCCACAGGAUCCUUUUUAAACGUCUCUUUCAUCUCAAAACACUUUGAACUUCUACGCUCCAUCUUUUCCUUCACCGGGCUCUUUUUUCCGUGCUCCUGUUAGCUUCUUGACCUUACGACCCCUUCUACAGAAGCCCUCCGCUAGUGGUCGCCGCGAAAACCGCUGAGUGGACACAAGGCCACCCUGAUGCCUCUCCUUCUACCUCCCUCUCCCCUCCCCUCCUCCCCUCCACAGUGGAUGAUGUGUGUUCUCCAGCUGUCUUCGAACCUGCCCCUGUCGGCCCGCCCUGACCUCCCAGCCAACCAGCGCCACCGGCAGCAGCAGCAGCAGCAGCAGCAGACGUCUCACUUCUGAACACUUAAACCACCACCUACCCUGACCCCCCCUUCACCUUCGCCCUGUCCCUCUGGCCGUCGGCCCCUCCGUCCGUCCGUCCGUCCGUUCGUCCGUCCGUCCGUCCGUCCGUCCGUCCCAGUGCUGCGAUGCGGCGGUUUGUGUACUGUAAGGUGGUGCUCACCACCUCUCUGGUGUGGGUGCUGGUGGACGUCUUCCUGCUGCUCUACUUCAGCGAGUGCAACAAAUGUGACGACAGGAAGGACCGCUCGCUCCUGCCUGCGCUCAGAGCGGUGAUCUCCCGGAGCCACGAGGGGCCGGGGGAGAUGGGCAAGGCGGUCAACAUCCCAAAGGACUCCCAGGACAAGAUGAAGGAGAUGUUUAAGAUCAACCAGUUCAACCUGAUGGCCAGCGACAUGAUCGCGCUGAACCGCAGCCUGCCAGAUGUUAGGCUCGACGGGUGUAAGAGCAAGGUGUUCGCCGACGACCUGCCGACCACCAGCAUCGUGAUCGUGUUCCACAACGAGGCGUGGAGCACGCUGCUGCGGACGGUGCACAGCGUCAUCACGCGCUCGCCCCGCCACCUGCUGCUGGAGAUCCUGCUGGUGGACGACGCCAGCGAGAGAGACUUCCUGAAGAAGAAGCUGGAGAACUACGUGCGCACGCUGGAGGUGCCGGUGCGCGUGCUGCGCAUGGAGCAGCGCUCGGGGCUGAUCCGGGCGCGGCUCCGGGGCGCCGCCGCCACCAAGGGCCAGGUCAUCACCUUCCUGGAUGCCCACUGCGAGUGCACCGCGGGCUGGCUGGAGCCGCUGCUGGCCCGCAUCAAGGAGGACAGGAAGGCGGUGGUGUGUCCGAUCAUUGACGUGAUCAGCGAUGAGACCUUUGAGUACAUGGCCGGCUCCGACAUGACCUACGGAGGCUUCAACUGGAAGCUCAACUUCCGCUGGUACCCCGUACCUCAGAGGGAAAUGGACCGCCGCAAGGGGGACCGAACACUUCCUGUCAGGACCCCCACCAUGGCAGGAGGUCUGUUCUCUAUAGACAAGUCCUACUUUGAGGAGAUAGGAACGUAUGAUCCAGGGAUGGACAUCUGGGGUGGGGAGAACCUGGAGAUGUCCUUCAGGAUCUGGCAAUGCGGGGGUUCCCUGGAGAUCGUCACAUGUUCCCACGUGGGUCAUGUGUUCCGCAAGGCCACGCCCUACAGCUUCCCCGGGGGAACGGGUCAGGUGAUCAACAAGAACAACCGCCGGCUGGCCGAGGUCUGGAUGGACGACUUCAAAGAUUUCUUCUACAUCAUAUCGCCAGGCGUGGUGCGUGUGGACUACGGUGACGUCUCGUCCCGCAAGGCCCUCCGCCAGGCCCUGCAGUGCAAGCCCUUCUCCUGGUACCUGGAGAACAUCUACCCCGACUCACAGAUCCCCCGGAGAUACUACUCCCUCGGAGAGAUCAGGAACGUGGAGACCAAUCAGUGUGUGGACAACAUGGGGAGGAAGGAGAACGAGAAGGUGGGCUUCUUCAACUGCCACGGCAUGGGGGGCAACCAGGUGUUCUCGUACACGGCCGACAAGGAGAUCCGCACGGACGACCUCUGCCUGGAUGUGUCCCGUCUCAACGGCCCCGUCGUGAUGCUGAAGUGCCAUCACAUGAAGGGCAACCAGAUGUUUGAGUACGACACCGAGUACGUUGGCAAGUGGGAAUAUGAUUUCGAGCGGCUGACGCUGCUCCACGUGAACAGUAACCAGUGUCUGGACAUGCCAACGGAGGACGACAAGAUGGUGCCUACUCUGAGGGACUGCAGCUCCAGCCGCUCACAGCAGUGGCUUCUCCGCAACAUGACCCUGAGCGUCUGAGGACCCCCCCUCUCGCUCUGACUCUCUCUCUCCCUGUAGCUCACUCUCUCUCUCUCUCUCUCUGGGUCUCUGUACACUCUCUCUCUUUCUGUCUCUGUGCUGUCUCUCUGGUCAGUCACCCUCUCUCUCUCUCUCUCUCUCUCUCUCUCUCUCUCUCUCUCUCUCUCUCUAUGUCUCUGUCCCUCUCUCUCUGUAUCUCUUUCUCUGUAUCUCUCUCUCUCUCUCUCUGUCUCUCUCUCUCUGUAUCUCUUUCUUUCUCUCUCUCUCUCUGUCUCUCUCUCUCUCUCUCUCUCUCUCUCUCUCUCUCUGUAUCUCUCUGUAUCUCUCCAUCCCAAUCUCUUUCCCUGUUAAUGUGUGUUAUUUUGUGUGUGUAUGUAUGUGACACACACACACGCACACUGUCCCUCUCCUUCCCCCUCUCUCUAUCUCUGUGUGUCCUUCAAGCCGUAUGUGCGAUGUGAAGGUGAACCCGUUCAGAUGAUCAGAGAGCCUAGUGUUUGGUGAGUAGAGUUCUGUGUGUGACGAAACCACGACACAGGGGUGCACUUCUGCUGCUAAACGUGUCUGAACCGCGGCACACUCCGAGACACGUUGAACAUUUCAUUUGAGAUAACUUAACUCUGUUCAUCUCAGAUGAGUAUUACGAGUCUGGGUGUGUAACACGCGGUGCGAUCUGUACAGUUCCAUUUAGUACUGCGACGGAGAAGUAUUGGGGAGUUUUAUGAAAUAAUGUUGCUCCUCCCUCUUCCAACAUCUGUACGAUAGAAGACGUUGACUAAUAAGGGAGUUGUUUUAAAGUGUAGGGACAAAAAACGCAAGGGAAACCAUCUCUGUCAUCCAUAGAACAUGCAAUGCAGCUGGAAAAAAAAUGGCUGCUAUAAACAUCUGGCUUGUUUAAAAAAAAAGAAGAAGAAGAAAAAAACGACAGCAUGGGCAAUCACCUGACACGUCACAUGGUCACCUGGGGAGGUUUGGGACAGAUGUGAACCACAGCAUUCACUCGGAACCGGUCUUCUCCCGUCCCGAUCGUACGAUAGCAUACAUAUGCCUUAAAAUACCAGAUGAACUUGGGUAGCAGUGUGUCCAAUAGGAAGGUAGCGAGCACUCUGACGCGGUCAGGGAGUCUGUAGAACUGAAUGUAAAACAGGGGCGACAUGAGCACGAUUCUCACUGCACUGUGGCGCUUUCUCAUGAGGUCUUAGCGCUGCUCUCUCCACAGGGGUCCGCGUUCCCCUUCAUCCCUUCGUCUCUAUUCAUGUCUUUUCUAAUGUUUUAAUAUGUUGCCUGAUUUUUGACCGUGUUACGGUCAGAAAUGAUUUGCUAUAAAUGAUGACGCUGAUGAUGAUGAUGAUGAUGAUGAUGAUGAUGAUGAUCUAGAGGCCAACCGAGUAGUUGCGUGUUACUUUAGCAUGUUGUUCAACUGAAUUGUUAUGAUGUAAGAAGGGAGAAUGUGAAUUAUGUUUUCAUAUCGGCUCACUUCUAUUUGAGUAAAUGAUAAACAGUAGUUUAGACCACCAGUGAUCAUCAUUGAACUCCUCAAGCCUUGCAUUGCCCAUAUCUAACUCGACCACGUUCAGCUACGUCGAAACCAGUAAAUGCCCAACAAACUGCUUCUGCGUACAAGACGCUGCCCGGGGUCAGGCAGCAAACGGUAUUGUAAAUACAACUUUUACAUGUCUUUAUCAACAUUGUUGUACAUACAGAAACAGUUAUUUUUCUAAGCUGCUGUAAAACUUGAACAUUCAUUUUUUUGGAGGAACAAAAAAAAUCUGGUAGACAACACAGGAACAGACUGUUUGUUGUUUAAGUCGGAAAUAUUCCUCUUCUUCUUCUACUUCUUCUUCUUCUUCUUCUCCUCUUGGGUUUAUCCGUUUACAAAGUGUACAACCAUCUUGUGUUCUAUGUAACAAGUGCUCAGACUACCUAGAAGAUCAUAGGCACCAGCCCAGGAGCCAGCCAAUCAAACGCCACCAAUGCUGCUCGGAUUCUAAAUCCUGGCCAAUCCUGGUCUGGUUCGGCUUUCCGGCUGAAAUCCAAUCAUAUCUUGUGUAUUGCGUGCACAUAUUUAUUGUUUUCAUUCUCUUUAAGUGCAUGGUACUACAAUAGGAAUGUACUAGUUUGUUGUUGCGAUGUUCUGGUCUUAAAAUGUUGUUACUUGUUUGUACCUUUUUGUACAAAAAAUCAAGAAAAAUAAAUGCUCUGAACCGAA